AUGGCGAUUCUGCAGACCAGUAUCCUGUACAGUCUACUCCUCCUUCAAAGUGCUCAGAACACGGUAGCAACGCGGGAUGACCUUCGCUAUGUCAAUCCCCUGAUUGGGUCAACCAAUGGCGGCAACGUCUUCGCAGGCGCAAGUCUGCCCUAUGGCAUGGCAAAGCCUGUCGCCGACGUCGGCGGCCAGAAUACGGGAGGCUUUUCCACUGAUGGGAGCAAGGUCACUGGCUUCUCGCACAUGCAUGACAGUGGCACAGGCGGGAACCCCUCUAUGGGCAACUUUCCUCUGUUCCCGCAGUAUUGCGAAGACAAUAUCGUGGAUAAUUGCAAGUUUCCUAAAUCGGCUCGUGCAAUUCAUUACAAGAAUGACUCCGUGGUAGCAAAGCCUGGCUACUUUGCUUUGACGCUUGAAAGUGGGAUAAAGGCUGAGAUGACGGCGGAGCGGCGCACGGCUCUGUACCGUUUUACUUUCCCCCGAAGCCGGGCAGCGGAUGGAAGUGAUUUGAAUCCGUUGAUUUUGCUGGAUUUGACCGAUUUGUGGGAUAGCCGGCAGAAUGCUUCCAUUAGUCUGGACGCUGAUAGCGGCCGGAUCAAAGGCAAUGGGACUUUCUUGCCAAGUUUUGGAGCUGGCUCGUACAAGUCUUAUUUCUGUGCUGAUUUUGUCAAUGCUGAGGUCAAGGACAGCGGGAUCUGGGUCAAUGACCGAGCUGGUCCGGUACAGGACUUGUUUGUCACUCGCGGCUUCAACAACUUCUACCUCCAGGGUGGAGGUUAUAUGACCUUUGACCGUCCACACGAUGGCAUUGUGACUGUGCGCGUAGGCGUCAGCUAUAUCAGCACGGAUCAGGCUUGUAAGAAUGCGGAAUCAGAAGUACCGGAUUCAGAGGAUGCUUUUGACGAUCUGCGCAAAAAUGCAGAGAACGAGUGGAAGCAAAAGCUCAGCCCUAUCAAGCUCACGCCAGGAGGUGUCAGCGACGAGAUGAUUAGCAGUUUCUGGAGCGGCAUCUAUCGCACCAUGUUAUCGCCCCAGGAUCUGACUGGAGAGAACCCACUUUGGAAAAGCGAUGAACCAUACUUUGACUCCUUCUACUGCCUGUGGGAUGCUUUCCGUGCGCAGCACCCUUUCCUCACUAUUAUCGAUCCACAAGCACAGUCAAAGAUGGUUCGAAGCUUACUCGACACCUUCAAGCAUGAGGGGUGGCUGCCCGAUUGUCGCAUGAGUCUUUGCAAAGGCUGGACACAGGGUGGUUCCAAUGCGGACGUUGUCCUUGCAGAUGCGUAUGUGAAGAACCUCACCGGCAUUGACUGGGAGCUUGCCUACAAGGCCAUGGUCAACGACGCAGAGAAUGAGCCACUGGAGUGGUCAUACGAAGGGCGUGGAGGUCUGCAAAGCUGGAAACGCCUCAACUAUGUCCCAUAUCUGGACUUCGACUACAUUGGCUUUGGUACCAAUUCCCGGAGCAUCUCGCGGACACUGGAGUACGCUUAUAACGAUUAUGGUUUGGCGAUUGUUGGCAAGGGUCUUGGUAAGAAAGACUACACUACUUAUCUAUCUCGCUCCGGCAACUGGCAAAACUUGUACAAAGAAGAUCAAAAGUCUCUGUUGGAGAAUGGCACGGACACUGGCUUUACAGGUUUCUUCCAGCCAAAAUACAUCAAUGGUACUUGGGGCUACCAAGACCCUAUUGCCUGCAGCGCUCUGGCGUCGUGGUGCUCCCUCACCUCGAACCCUUCAGAGACCUUUGAAUCCAGCAUUUGGGAGUACAUAUUUUUCGUCCCUCAUGACAUGGCAAAAUUGAUUGAGAUGGUUGGCGGCCCGCAGUCCUUCGUGUCUCGAUUGGACUACUUCCACACCUCUGGCUUGGCCGAUAUGGGAAAUGAGCCCGUCUUUUUGACUGUAUAUGAUUACCACUAUGCUGGGCGCCCAGGGCUGUCCGCCAGUCGAGCCCACACUUACAUCCCAUCUUCCUUCAACGCCACCCACAACGGACUCCCUGGCAACGACGACUCGGGAGCUAUGGGUUCAUUCCUAGCAUGGAGCUUGAUGGGCCUAUUCCCAAACCCCGGUCAGAACGUGUACUUGAUUAUUCCUCCAUUCUUCGAGGCCGUCGCCAUUACUCACCCUGAAACCCAUAAAACUGCUACGAUCCGCAACGUCAACUUCGACAAAACCUACAAGAACAUCUUUAUCCAAAGUGCCAAGCUCAAUGGAAAGCCUUACACCAAGAGCUGGAUCGGACACGAGUUCUUCACUCAGGGAAUGACGCUGGAGCUAACGCUCGGGGACAAGGAAAGCGACUGGGGUACACACAAGGAGGACUUACCUCCGAGUUUGAGUGAUUCGGUUGCUGGAUACGAGGGAAUGUAG
This is a messenger RNA of Penicillium bovifimosum, 2370 nucleotides long. Its product is annotated as Alpha-1-2-mannosidase. The record is from RefSeq and is a predicted model, not a curated record. Gene Ontology annotation, cellular component: cytosol; nucleus. The transcript has 2 exons. Gene Ontology annotation, molecular function: carbohydrate binding; peptide-N4-(N-acetyl-beta-glucosaminyl)asparagine amidase activity. Bases 1 to 2370 code for a protein of 789 amino acids. Gene Ontology annotation, biological process: protein quality control for misfolded or incompletely synthesized proteins; protein deglycosylation; glycoprotein catabolic process. Lineage: Eukaryota; Fungi; Ascomycota; Eurotiomycetes; Eurotiales; Aspergillaceae.